AAAAGCCACAAGAUACCCAAGAACUUGGUCAGGUGGCUGCGGCUGCAAACGGGUUUCAGUCGAGUUUGGGGCCUCAGAGGCGAUACACGAUAUUCGAGAGAUCCGCGAUGACUAAUUCCCUGACCAUCGCCGUGUUUUUGGCCUGCCUGUGCCUUUGUUUUGGCCAAAUGCAGGCUGCCUCCAUCCUCUGUGGAUCGUCGGAGGCCAAGUCGGCGGAGGAGGCGGUGACCACGCCCAGUCCCAGUGAGGUCAACAAGUUCGUCCACAGCCUGCAAUGCACUUUGGAGAAGGCCAAGCCCUGGAUAGCGAACAUCGAGAAGGAGGCCAAGAUCUUGGAGGAGAAGGCCAGAGAUGUCACCAGGUCGCUCUUCCAGCGGAUAAACAUGCUGGUCAAUGUGCUGGCCCUUCCGGCCAACUCUGAAAAGGACAAGAAAAAGGAGAAGGACAAGGAGCAGGAGGAGGUCACCACCACCACCACGGAGGGAUCUUCCACUUCGGAGGCUUCUAGUUCCAGUUCGAAGAACGACAUCAAGGAGGAGCUCACCACUCCCGCGCCCCCCGUUCCCAUGGACUGGCUGGAGGAUCAGGCCAAUGAGGUGGACUACAUCCCAGAGAAGAGCCAGUAGUAUAUUUACUUGAACUAUAUGCCUAAAAAUAUUUAUAUUAAUUAAUAAACAUUAUUGCUCUUGUUUGGCAGUGAGCGAUUCCUAUUUAUGAAA
Messenger RNA from Drosophila rhopaloa, 719 nucleotides. RefSeq lists its product as uncharacterized. NCBI's taxonomy places the organism in Eukaryota, Metazoa, Arthropoda, Insecta, Diptera, Drosophilidae. The record is from RefSeq and is a predicted model, not a curated record. The transcript has a single exon. The coding region runs from base 108 to 626 and encodes 172 amino acids.